Cuculus canorus (common cuckoo) is the source of this 1718-nucleotide messenger RNA. It is a transcript of the gene TMEM140, whose product is annotated as transmembrane protein 140. NCBI's taxonomy places the organism in Eukaryota, Metazoa, Chordata, Aves, Cuculiformes, Cuculidae. The record is from RefSeq and is a predicted model, not a curated record. The coding region runs from base 415 to 1011 and encodes 198 amino acids. The transcript is spliced from 4 exons.
AAAACGAAACAGAAAGCAGAGGCAGCUGUCUUGUGACACAGUCGGGGCUGUAGAAUCAGAACCCAGACAGCAUAAGACGAGGUAGCAGCCACAGAUCGGCUCAGCUCAGCAGAGCGGCACCUCAGCCUGAUCCAACUUUUUUCAACUUUGCAUCCAGAUGGGAAGCCUAUUCAGAACAAUGGCCACCCACUGUGUGUCUCCUCAGAAGCCUGUUGUGAAGAAGACCUCUAAGGGGAGCUACAAGAAGCAGUAAGCACAAAGCAGAAGCCUGCAAGAUAUCACUGAGGAAAGUCCUUAUUUCUGGGACAGGAGCAGGGAAUCAGGCUUUCGAGGCAAUCUGAGAGAGGAGCAAGAAGGAAGGCAAUCACAAGACUCAGAGGCAUCCCCACAGUGGGCCUUACAGUAGUAUCAAGAAUGCACGCAGGCACCAGAAUGGGUCUGCUGCAACAGAGGUGCACUGGGCACCUGCUCUUCAAGUUGAUCCUACUCGAGGCUGCUGGAACUGUGGUCUUGAUGCUCUAUGCACUGCUGUGGGAAGCUGGGAACCUGGUCAACCUUCCUGACAAAUGCAUUGGCUUUUACAACUUCUGUGUGUGGAAUAAGACAGCUGAGAAGCUGCAGUGUCUGGAGUACAAGGAUCUGCAGGUGAUAGGCAUCAGCCCACUGGGAAUGGUGCUAGCCUUGGUUUGUGUGUAUUCUUGUCUGGUCUUCAGCAUCUUCUACUUCAUUUUUCUUGCACUUUUCUCAGAGGAGAGAGAGGGAUGGAAGGAGAUCCGCAUUGUACUCAUCAUCAAGACAACAAUUCUGUUUGGAGGCCUGGUUACAUAUCUUUUCCAAAUCUCAGAGUGGAUUGAGCUCUCUGAUUUCACUGGGGGCUUCCUGGCACUGCUUGGCACUCAGGCUCUGCUACUGCUCCAGAUUCUCACAGCCACUAUGUACCUCAGGUGGGCCAAGCACACACACCUGUGUCAAAGCCCUUUUACUGAGGAGGCUCUGCUCAUUGGAAUUUGACAGUAAAGAUGAUGCAAGACCUAUUGAUAGCCUGAUUUAAAAUAGUAAUCCCACUACAGCUUUAUUUACUGGCAGAAAUUUGAUCCUUAGUCCAAAGGCCCGUGUCCAGCCAUGAUCUGACGCAUGGCUGUGUGUAGCGCUCCUGCAGCAAGCAGGCAGCAGACACCAUCACCCACCACACAAUAUACAAGCUUCCAGGGAAUAGCGGUGUGUAACACCACCCCUUGGCCUAGGGCACAGCAUCAAAGCAACAGUGUUCCCAGCCCUGACCCAGAGGACAGUGAAGGAGACCCAUCAGUACGCAGCAUACAGCAGACACAGCCCCCUGGCUAUUGCUAGCCUAAAUACAGGCAGGCAGAGAAGCAAACAGGCUUCUGUUCUUGGGGUUGCCCGAAGGCACUCUGCUCUUUUGGAUGCCUUUGAGGCAAUUGUGACUUGAGGAUCUGUGGCUUCAUGCUGCCCUUACAGCACUGGCAGCUCCAGAGGGGAUGGAGUCUCUCUGCCAUGGCAGUGCAGAGCAGAGUUCCAUGACAUGUCUGUAACUUCACACAGAAAAGUGCCUGCUUUCCCCAGCAGUGCACUUCAGAGACAUGAAGGUUAAUUUUCUCUCCUGCUGCAGUCUUGUUGGGGAUGUGGCUAGUGAUGCUGGUUUGACUGAUUCUUCAUUUCAAUAAAGUCUCUUGUGCAUGUCCCAGCCUCGUGUGGCU